AUGACGCUGUCCCGGCACCCACGCCGCCCGCUAGCCGCCCCGCCCGAGCCGCCCGUGCCGCCCGAGCCGCCCGAGUCGUCCGAGCCGCCUGCACCGCCUAAGGAGCCGAGCCGCUGGUCCUGUGAGGCUGCUGUUGCUGCUGAGCCGGUUGAGCUACUGUGUUGCUGUGCGCUGCCCGACCCGUCCUGUCUGGUGAGACCAUCUACUGCUGUCAUGGCUACCCCUAGUGUCCUCGCUUUUGACGCUGAGGGUCGCGCCAUUGACUUUGAGGUCUGGGUCGACGACUUGCAGCUGUUCUUGCAGUGCGAUAGAGCAGACGGCCUUUCUCUCUUUGACCUCACUUCUGGCGCCUCUCCUGCCCCUGCUGCUGAUGCUGAUCCCACUAUGCGCUCUCAGUGGGCUACCCGCGAUGCUGCUGCACGUCUUGCUGUGCGUCGCCACCUCCCUACCUCUGAGCGCGCGCACUUUAGUCAGUACAAGAGUGCUCAGACCUUGUACGACGCUGUAGUUGCGCGCUACUCUUCCCCUGCCACUGCUGCACUGAGCCGUCUCAUUCUUCCCUACCUCUUUCCUGACCUCUCUGCCUUUCCCACUGUCGCUGACCUCAUUACGCACCUCCGCACCAGUGACACUCGCUACCGCGCCGCCCUUCCUGCUGAGUUCUGCGCCAAGAACCCCCCCCCCAUGUACAUCACUCUCUACAACGUAGUCGCGCGCCUCCCUGACUCUCUUCGCGUAGUCAGGGACCACUUUCUCGCAGUCUGUCCCACCACCCUCACUGUCGACCUCCUCGAGAAGGCCCUCCUCGCGGCGGAGAAGAGCAUCGUCGCUGUAGGAGCUUCCGGGACCUGCUUGGUCUUGAGUCGGUCGGCGCGGCGUCUGCCCCUAGUGGGCGACGCCGCUCUGGCAAGGGCAAGGGGGGCAAGGGCGCGGGUGGAGCUGGAGGGGGCGGUGGAGGUGGCGGUGGAGGCGGCGGAGGGAGUGGGGGUGGCGGCGGGAGUGGUGGAGGGGGUGGUGGUGGUAGUGGUGGCAGCGGCGGCGGAGGCGGCGGAGGUGGCGGCAGCGGUGGUGGUGGCGGCAGCGGUGGCGGUGGAGGCGGUGGAGGGGGCGGAGGAGCAGGCGCUGGUGGCGGAGGGGGUGGAGCUGGUCGGGGUGGUACCCAGCAGCGGAGCGGCCGUGGUGGUGAGGGGUGGGGGUGCUGGUCCCUGUGCCUACGUCCUUCGUUCCGGCGACCGCGCGGGUGAGCAAUGUGGGGGUGCCCACCCCACCCAGCGGUGCUUUGGCCGCCUGACGGACGCUUGGCGUCAACAGUUCCCCGAGGCUAGUGAGAUCCCCCGCUGGGAUGAGCUUCUUAGGGGUGGUGUAGCGAUCUUUGAUCUUGACUUUGAUGCUAUCCUUGCUGCUAUGUAUGCUGUGACUAUUAGUGAGGAGGGUGACUUUUACCAUUGUUUCCCGCCCGACCCGGGCAUUGGUACUGCUGCGCUAGGUGCUUGUGAGGCUGUUGCUCUAGGUGCCAGUGCGUCUGCGCUCUCAGGUACUGGUGAGACUGCGCUCUCAGGUACUGCGUCGCCUUCGUCCUCCCUCACUUUCACACUUGACUCCGGGGCUUCUCGCUCCUUCUUUCGAGACCGCACCACCCUCACGCCGCUUGGUCGGCCGGUUGCAGUCUCCCUGGUUGACCCCUCUGGGGGUUCUGUCCUCUCUCACUUUUCCACUGUCCUCCCGUGUCCGGCUGCCCCCUCGGGCACCCUGUCUGGUCUGUACCUUCCUUCGUUCUCGACGAACUUGGUGAGUGGUGCGGACCUACUGGAUGCGGGGGUUCACCAGUUCACUCCUGCGAGUCAGCGGGUGACCCACUGCAUGGACGCGUGCACAGGCCGGCACCUGGCCACGUUCUCGCGUCGGCCGGGGUCGAGCCUCUACACCCUGACCACUACGUCUCCUCCUGUCCCUGCGUCUGGUCAGGUAGCUGCGUCAGGUCAGGUGUUUGCUGCUGCGUCCCGGUCUGGCCCUGAGUCUGCCCCCUGUUCGUGUCGCCUCCUGUCUUACGAGACCCUCCUGUGGCACCACCAUCUGGGCCACCCCUCCUUGCCCCGUCUUCGGAGCAUGGCUUCCCGUGUCCUUGUCUCUGGUCUUCCCCAGUCUCUUCCUUCCCUUCCUUCGGGGCCAGGACCUUCCUGUGUCCCCUGUGUCGAGGGGCGCCUCCGGGCUGCUCCUCACUCCUCCCAGUUCCCCCUGACAGAGGCUCCUCUGCAGACACUUCACAUGGACGUGUGGGGCCCAGCCCCCGUCCGUGGGCAGGGUCACGAGCGCUACUUCCUGUUGGUGGUUGACGACUACUCGCGUUACACCACAGUCUUCCCCUUGCGCAGCAAGGGUGCUGUCACUGAGGUGCUGAUCGACUGGAUCCGCGAGGCUUGUCUCCAGCUCAGGAGGAGCUUCGGCUCGGACUUUCCUGUUCUGCGUCUGCACUCGGACAGAGGCGGGGAGUUCUCCUCUCGCCUUCUGCGAGACUACUCUCGUGCACGGGGGAUCCGCCAGACCUUCACGCUUCCGGACUCUCCACAGCAAAAUGGGAUUGCUGAGUGCCGCAUUGGCAUGGUCAUGGAUGUUGGCGAUGCGUCUGCGUUCCGUGUCUGGGGAUCUCCGGCGUUUGUCCGCGACUUGUCUGCGGACAAGCUGUCCCCUCGUGCUGCUCCCUGUGUCUUCCUUGGCUUCCCCCCUGACGCUCCAGGGUGGCAGUUCUACCACCCCUCCUCUCGUCGUGUUCUGUCCUCCCAGGACGUCACGUUCGACGAGUCAGUCCCCUUCUACCGCCUCUUCCCCUACCGCACUCCUUCCCUUCCCCCGCCACCAGACUUCCUUGUGCCGGUUCCCCCCCCGGUAGACCCCCUCCCCCCUCAGGUUCCUGCCCCCUCAGGUGUGUCCCAGGUAGACGCAGUUGACCCGGUCGAGGUUACUGGUGGAUCUGGUGCUGCUUCGGGUGCUGAGCCUGGGGGUGCUGACUCUAAGGGUGCUGUGCGCAGGGGUGCCGAGCCUGGGGGUGCUACUGCGGAGGGUGCUGGGCCUGGGGGUGCUGAGCCGGGGGUUGCUGCGCCUGGAGCUGCUGAGCUAGGGGGUGCUGAGUCUGGGGGUGCUGAGUCUGGAGCUGCUGAGCCUGGGGGUGCUAGGUCUGGAGCUGCUGAACCUGGGGGUGCUACGUCUGGAGCUGCUCAGCCUAGGGGUGCUGCGUCUGGGGCUGCUGAGCCUGGGGUUUCUCGUGGUGCUGCAUCUCGGCGGGAGCCCCUCUCUCCACAGGAGCUGCGCGAGUGGUUUGCUCGCCGCUGGAGGCGUACUGCCGGAGCUGGAGCUUCCUCGACCGUCGAGGGUGCUGGGGCCGCCGGUUCCGGAGCUGCUGGGCCUGCGGGACCUACUGGAGCUGGAGCUGCUGGAGGUGUUGGUGCGGAGACUCCAGCUGUCUGUCCUGGAGGUGGUUCUGCUGCUGGUGCUGCUGGAGGUCCUGCCGCUGAGGGUGCUGGUGCUGUCCCUGCUGAGUCUGGAGCUGCAGCGCGGCCUCGGCCGUACUUCGUUCCGCUCCUGCAGCAGGUUCUUGGUCUUUCUCCUCCGGUAGAGUGUCCACAGCCUGUCCAGUCGCAGUCACUGUUGGAGCCUUCCUCCCCACUGCCUGCUCCCUCUCCUUACACUGGUCCUAUUGGAGUUCUUGCUGAGCGUCGUGAGCCUGCGUCUCGUCCCGCGUCGCCUGUUCGUGCUGCUCGCGCUAGUGGUCGCGGUUCGCGUCAGCGUCCUCCUCCUGUCCCUAGCACGCACCGGAUGUCUCUGCGUCCGUCCACUGCUCCUCUGCGUGCCCCUUUGCCUUCUCCUUCUGAGUCCUCUCUUCCUGCGCUUGCCUACCCUGAGUCGGACUCCCUUCGUGCUGCCAGUCCUACUGUCACGCGUCUCCUUGCUACUUUCGUCACUGACCCCUCUUUUGAGUGCACUGCUGCGUCUGCUCUUCUCGCUGAGCUCGUCGACUUUGCUGCUCGCUGUCGUCUAGACUACGCUGCUAGCCUUGUUGCUGAGGCUGCGUCUGUAUGUCCUCCGUCCGUCGGGGGUGAGUGUGCUCUUGGCACGGACGUCCUAGAGGACAGGCAGGAGGAGUUACAGUGUCUAGCUGCUGCUUCACCUCAUCUCGCGUCUGUACUGCUUGCUCCUGAGGGAGACCCGGAUGCACUAGACAUCCCGACUCCGCGCUCCUACGCGGAGGCCGUAGAGGGUCCCUACUCCUCUCAGUUGCAGGCAGCUAUGGAUGCAAAGAUGGCUUCCUGGAAGUCCACAGGCACAUACGUUGACGCGGUUCCCCCUCCUGGGGCGAAUAUCGUCAGUGGCAUGUGGAUCUUCAGGGUGAAGCGGCCGCCAGGCUCUCCACCUGUCUUCAAGGCGCGGUACGUCGCUCGUGGCUUUAGUCAGCGGCAGGGAGUUGACUAA
Molecule: messenger RNA, 4464 nt
Organism: Closterium sp. NIES-65
Lineage: Eukaryota; Viridiplantae; Streptophyta; Zygnematophyceae; Desmidiales; Closteriaceae
Source: the annotation of a GenBank genome assembly